AAAUUAAAGCCACCUUGUCGUUCGUCCAAGUAAAGUUUUUAUCGGCCUUCCACUCCAUUUUAACUCUCAAUAAAAAUUCGAUUGUUGACUUCGGCGGCAAAAUAAAAGCUUCUGCCAUUAAAUUUUGAAGCCAUUACACUGUACCGGUACAGUGUAAACGGAACGGCUAAACGAAACAAUUUGGAACCGCGACAGUGUAAACACUUGCGAACCGUAACGGUACAAAAUUGUCCCGGGACAGUGUAAACGGGGUCUUAGUUAUGUAUUGGAAAAUAAAGAAAUUCGACUUCGCUCGUCCGUUGACAGUUCGCGACGUUUCGAACAUGUUUCGAAUUCUGUAUUCUGACGAUAUAUUUACCGAAUUCCCCUUCUUUCUCACUUUGUUUGGUGCAGAUUUUUUCAGGUUACGUUGUUUUGGUUAGGUCCGUUGGUUUUGUCUUUGUUUUGAAGUUGUUUUUGUUUUUGUUUUGUUGAAUUUGUUUGAAAAUGGUAACUUUUGGUCAGGUUCGUCUGUGCUUAAGUUUCUUUCCGUUGAUUCUGUCGGUGCCGUUUGCAUGGAGGGUUCAUGAGAAUAAAAAGUUGGAUGCCGCAGUUGACUUGGAAAACACAAUCAUUUCGGAUAAUGGUGUUGAAGAUUUGGAUAAAGUUGAAGAUGAAGGCUUUAACGAGCUAACAAAAGAGGUGGUUGCAUUAAACGAUCUUCUUGGCUUAAACUUUGGAAAGGAAAACAAAUUGAUGUUUGUGGACUUGGCCGAAAGCUCUGAUCAAUCUGUUAAGUGGCCAUCAGAUGUUAAAGAGUGGCUUGCCUUUAUAAAGCAGUUGACAAUACAUGCUUGCUUAAAAGUUGCGAAAUUGGCACAAUCGGAGUUCAGUGUGAUGUCGUUGGUUCUGAAUUUGGCAAUUUUUGUCGUGUUCGUCUACCUCAAACCAGUUUUCAACGCUUGCAGCUCACACGUCACAAGACUUUUGGUUGCUCAACUUGCCAAACUUGCUCAGAUCAUAAAGUACAUUGCGGGUUGGAUACCACAUCGAGUUAAAUGCAUGUUUACAAAACCAAACGCAAAGAAAGCUGGUAACGAGCCAACCAAGACCCCAGACGUUGCCGCUCAGAGAUCACUAAACAACAUUAAAGACCCAGAAUCCAUUUUGGCCUUGGCUUGUCCAGGUGAAACCAACAGACUGGAAACAAUUGAUACUGUCCAAGGUGCGGUUUUUGAUGAAAAGGAAAACUGGAGCGGAUUUGAGGAGCGCCAAGAUAACGACAGUCAUGAGUGGUUGGAAGGGUCGUUUAUUGAGGGGGGCAUUGAAACAUUUUCGCCCCUUGAAGCGGAUGGAAACAAAGUAGGCAAUAAAACAGAAGAUUAUUUACAAAUGUCUAGCAAUAACAGAGAACCUUGUGCAGAUGCUUCUGAUAAAGCUGGCCCUCGAACAUCCACGCCAGCAAGCUCUUCAGUAUUUGGAGAAUCUUCACAGCAAAAUGGGUCAUACCUCAAUGAAACUAGGACAUACACACCGAAAAAACUGAAAAAAUUCAUGUUUGAUAAGUUCAAUGAAUCUGGUCUUGGAGUAGCAUCGUGUUUGAGUGAACUGGAAAACUCGCAUUGCAUUAUUGUCGAUGAACAAAAGAAGGAGAGCAAUAUGCGGCAAAUUGACUGGGGACGCGGAAUUGAUGACCUUGUUAACGUAACAAAGAAUAGAAUAAGAAAUAGAUUGAUGAAUGUCUCAUAUGUAUGA
This is a messenger RNA of Rhopilema esculentum, 1734 nucleotides long. RefSeq lists its product as uncharacterized. The record is from RefSeq and is a predicted model, not a curated record. Lineage: Eukaryota; Metazoa; Cnidaria; Scyphozoa; Rhizostomeae; Rhizostomatidae.